UCUUCAAUCGAUUAAGUUUGUGACCCACAGGCAACACACAUUAAAUUUCGCAGAUUUGCGGAUAAGAAUUGCAAUUGUGAACCAAAAGUCAAGUUAUAACUUUCAAAAUGCUUGCUUCCAGAUCUGCGAUUUCUCGUUUAAUGCAAACGACAGUGCGCCGUUACCACGCUGGUGAGGGCUUUAAGACGCCCAGCAUGGACGAGCUGCCCGUGCCCCAGGGUUCCUGGCAGGCGCGCCACGACGCCAACCAGCGCCGUUACAACACCAUCCUGCUGGCAGGCAUUGGUUUCCUUGCUGGCUCCAUUGCGAUUGCCAAGGGAUCUGGGCUUCUGUACCUCAACUACGCUCCCCCCAAGUCUAUCGACUAAAAUAUGUAAAUAAUAAUGUGUAAUGUGAUUGUAUUGGUUAGUUAAAUUAAAUAAAAUAUAAAACUAAA
Molecule: messenger RNA, 436 nt
Organism: Pararge aegeria (speckled wood butterfly)
Lineage: Eukaryota; Metazoa; Arthropoda; Insecta; Lepidoptera; Nymphalidae
Gene: COX7B
Exons: 3
Coding region: 108-368 (86 amino acids)
Source: RefSeq, a predicted model, not a curated record